AUGAGUUCAAGAAAACUACAACAGGAGUUCGACAAACUCCAGAAGAAAGUGGUUGAGGGCUUACAGCAGUUCGAGGAUAUAUAUGAAAAAGUCACUAUCACGGAAAACUCCAAUCAGAAAGAGAAACUAGAAGGAGAUUUAAGAAAGGAAAUCAAGAAGUUGCAGAGAUCUAGAGAUCAGGUGAAGCAAUGGUUGGGCGACAGCAGCAAUAAGCUCGACAAAAAUGUCUUGCAGGACAACCGAUCGCGCAUUGAAAACGCCAUGGAACGGUUCAAGGAAGUGGAGAAGGUGUCGAAGAUGAAGCAGUUCUCCAACGAAGGAUUGGAGAUGCAAGCGAAACUUGGAGCGCGUGGGCUAGACGAGGCAAAGAAGAAUGACGCCUCUAAGUAUAUUACUGAAGUUCUUGACGAGCUCAAUAGACAGAACGAGUUGUUGUCAGGCGAAUUGAGUCAAUUGGGCCACAAGAAGAAACUGGGUGCUGUGCAGCAAUCCAUGGAUGACUUAACCGAAAAGAUAGAACGCAACAACACCCACAUCGGAAAAUUGGAGCUCAUUCUCCGUAACUUGGAGAAUGACCGCUUGGAACCAGACCGUAUCGAUGACAUCAAAGAUGAUUUGGAUUACUAUGUGGAGAACAACCAUGCAGCAGAUUUUGUGGAGUACAACGAGUUCUACGAUGUGUUGGAGCUUGACGAAACCCUUGAUAUCCAGCCCUCGUACCCUCUGGCUCCAGCUGAAGAUUCCAGUCCAUCGCCAAGUCCCAAGAAACCAUCUGCUUCUACUGGUUCUGGUAAUACUUCAAACUCUGAUCGUUCUGCCACUCCAACACCAGGUGCUGUUUCUACAGCUCCAGUCACAGCAGCCUCAGUGGUUGCAGCCAAGAUUCUGGCUCCUGUGCCCGCACAGUCUCCUCAACCUACCAGUGUAAGAGCACCACCUCCAGGGCUCAGUCCGCUGUCCAAACCGGGAAGUCCAGCACCGCAGACGCCAGUGAGAACAGUAGCAGAUGAGCUUAAGAAGCGUGUUUUGACGCAAUCAGCAGCGACUGUUGCAGUAAAUGCACCGGGAACUCCGGUUUCAACUGGGUCUACUGGGGCAUCCACGGCAGGUUCUACACCAAAUGCUAGCCAUGUUACUACAUCACAGGGAGCAAACUCAGCCACCGCUACAGCCAGACACGUCGGACUGGCGACACCACUGCCUAUUCUUAGCAACGAAAACAAGUCAUUCUGGGAAACCGCACCUCGCUUGAGCCAGCUUGCCAUAAGCAGAUUGAACAAUCCGUUGCCGUUCCAGGCCAUCAGCCAGAUGUUAGAGACUUCACUACUCAAUUGUCCUGAUUCGUUUGAUCUGGAGAGACCCAGACAGUACAACCCUAUCAACGUGCAUCCAUCGUCGGUGGACUACCCACAAGAGCCCAUGUUCGAACUAAGUCUGGCCAAUCUCAUGAAGAAGUUCGACAUCGACACGUUGUUUUUCUGUUUCUACUACUGUGAGGGCCAGGACAACUUGGCCAAAUGGAAUGCAGCCCGCGAGUUGAGCAGACGUGGAUGGGUGUUCAACAAGGACACAAAGCAAUGGUUCAGUAAAGAUACGCAAAAGCCGCGGUCAACGUCAAUUGUACAGAGGGAAGGCGAAGGUGCAGUUGCCAGCUACAAGUAUUUUGAUUACCAGAGCAGUUGGUUGAUCAGACGGAAGGAAAACUUCACCUUCAACCAGGAGGUUCGUCAAACGUUCUAG
Molecule: messenger RNA, 1740 nt
Organism: Sungouiella intermedia
Lineage: Eukaryota; Fungi; Ascomycota; Pichiomycetes; Serinales; Metschnikowiaceae
Source: the annotation of a GenBank genome assembly